AUGUUCCAUGAUGGUCCCAUUCUAGAGUCAUUUGAUGUUGGCUACAAUCGACUAAUCGGGAAGCUACCAAAGUCUCUUAUCCACUGCUCCUUUUUAGGGCUUUUAAACGUUGAACACAAUGGAAUCAAAGACGCUUUUCCUUUCUGGCUCAAGGCUUUGCCUAAUUUACAAGUCCUUACCCUCAGCUCAAACAAAUUCUAUGAUCUUGUAGAUUUACAAUACAAAGGUCUAUAUGUGGAGCAAGUGAAAGCCCUCACUUUCUACAGGGCCAUUAACUUGUCUGAAAACAGAUUCCUAGGACAGAUUCCUGAAUCUAUAGGUCUUGAAGAACUGAUUGCGCUCAACUUCUCAAACGGACUCAAGACACUCUCGUUUCCAGAAACCAACUCUCCGGGAUUAUUCCUAAUGGACUCAAGACACUCUCGUGAAAUACCACAAGGAACACAAAUUACUGGACAACCAAAAUCCUCCUUUGAAGGGAAUGAACGGCUUUGUAUGGCGUCAAUACAGCACGUGAAGCAAGAAGACAAAGAAGGAGAGAUGCUGAGUUGGGAAGCAGUGACUAUAGGAUAUGCUCUUGGUCUGUUGUUUGGAGUGGCAAUAUAUCAAGUGAUUGCUUCAUACACAAGUGUUCAUACAAGGCGGAGUGGCUCGUCAAAAUAA
This is a messenger RNA of Brassica napus (rape), 663 nucleotides long. Its product is annotated as receptor like protein 27-like. Gene Ontology annotation, molecular function: protein binding. The transcript has 3 exons. The record is from RefSeq and is a predicted model, not a curated record. NCBI's taxonomy places the organism in Eukaryota, Viridiplantae, Streptophyta, Magnoliopsida, Brassicales, Brassicaceae. The coding region runs from base 1 to 663 and encodes 220 amino acids.